AUGCAUCCGCAAUGCCCCGAGGCGAUCGCACUCACUCAACACCUCCUCCACGCCACACAAGCCAUCAUCCCGAAAGCUUGGCUCCCCUACCAGGAUAUCUACCUUCCUGGGCACUGCACCGCAAGUGCGAGUACCUACACUGGUUUGACCAGGCCGCAAUGGCAGACCCGCAGUCGUAACCCCUCCCCAAACUCGGACCACAGCAUGAUCCCAAUCUAUCCGAAAUGCUGUGUUCUGGUCCACAUGCACCGACUCCUUCGGACCUUCCUGCCCGGCGACACUCGCACUCGCUGCCACCCAACUCCACUGGGAAUCUACCCAAUGUCGGCAGCCGUGUGGCUUACAACCCCGCUGGCUCUACCACACAGCCCUACGCUUGACACCCCUUCCUGCACCCCGAGAUUUCUGGCCCGCUCGGAUAUUGCCCCGACUGCACCAUAUCCCGCCCCCUACGAGCCGCCACUGGUGGAUCGAUGUGGCCCACCAUCCCUUCUCCACCACCUGGUGGCGCCACCUAUCCACGGAAAUACAGACAGUCACUGCCCACCACACACCGGCCUCCUACUCGUUCGUUGUUCCCGAAGGCUCCCCGGGACAUACGCUAGCCGACAGCCUUCCGACUGCAUAGCUCCUUAUCAUUCCCUCGGGCCAGCUCACCCUACGCAAUUCUAUUCCAUCUACCACAUUUCCACCACCCUAUGGAGCAAGCUCUCCACUAGCAACCAUUUUCCCAUUCAUAUCGGUUUCCUCACCACCGGCACCACGCCUGGCCUCCUCACCCCCACCCAUCUUCACUGGACCGCUGCUCUUCGCCUCCUGGACGCUAUACACUGGCUACACCGCCCCCACCCACAAUCUUCUGAACCCCGCCUGCCCUGGAUUCUCACGGCUCCCACUCACUGCCUCCACUGGGCCCAGAUCGACAACCCUGCCUACGACCAAUACGUCCUCGACUCAAGCGCCUACCUCGAAGCUACCUACCCCACCAUUUACCUCACUACCACUGUCUGGAAAAUGCUAACCACCAUGGCGCAAUCCACCAGCGACUGGGCAGCUGCCCUCAUGCACCUACACGCUCCACACUUCCACAAACAAUGGUUCUCCGCCCAAUGGGCAACCUCCGCCGACACUGGCACACCACAUGCACCACCAAUGUGGACCACAUUCGCUCCGCCAGGGAACUCCCCCUCCUGA
Messenger RNA from Aphanomyces astaci, 1194 nucleotides. RefSeq lists its product as hypothetical. Bases 1 to 1194 code for a protein of 397 amino acids. The transcript has 2 exons. NCBI's taxonomy places the organism in Eukaryota, Oomycota, Saprolegniomycetes, Saprolegniales, Verrucalvaceae. The record is from RefSeq and is a predicted model, not a curated record.